UGGGACUUUCUCGCCCACACAUACCAGCCUAGCCUUCGACGAGAGAGCGCUAGAGUGAGAAAAGAAGAGACUGUCAAUCUCAGUCUCAGAUCUAUCUGCAACCAUGUCGCUGCUCGUCGAGAAGACCUCCUCCGGUCGUGAAUACAAGGUCAAGGAUAUGUCGCAGGCCGACUUCGGCCGGCUCGAGAUCGAGCUGGCCGAGGUCGAGAUGCCUGGGCUGAUGGCUUGCAGAACCGAGUUCGGCCCCUCUCAGCCCUUCAAGGGUGCCAAGAUCACCGGCUCGCUCCACAUGACGAUCCAGACCGCGGUUCUGAUCGAAACCCUCACCGCCCUCGGUGCCGAGGUCCGCUGGUGCUCCUGCAACAUCUUCUCCACCCAGGACCACGCCGCUGCUGCCAUUGCUCGCGACAGCGCUUCCGUAUUCGCGUGGAAGGGGGAGACCCUUCAGGAGUACUGGUGGUGUACCGAGAGGGCACUCGACUGGGGUCCUGGUGGCGGUCCCGAUCUCAUCGUCGACGACGGUGGUGACGCUACAUUGCUCAUCCAUGAGGGUGUGAAGGCGGAGGAAGAGUACGCCAAGACCGGAAAGUUGCCGGAUCCGUCGUCAACGGACAACGCCGAGUUCCAGAUCGUGCUCACGAUUAUCAGAGAUGGGUUGAAGGCGGAUCCGAUGAAGUAUCACAAGAUGAAAGACAGAUUGGUCGGUGUUUCUGAAGAGACAACCACCGGUGUCAAGAGGCUUUACCAGAUGCAAGCCGCUGGGACUUUGCUCUUUCCUGCUAUCAACGUUAACGACUCUGUCACCAAGAGCAAGUUCGAUAACCUCUACGGUUGCCGCCACUCUCUCCCCGAUGGAUUGAUGAGAGCCACUGACGUGAUGAUUGCCGGCAAGGUAGCAGUUGUCUGCGGGUACGGAGAUGUUGGCAAGGGUUGUGCUGCCGCCCUUAAGCAAGCCGGUGCCCGUGUAAUUGUUACGGAGAUAGACCCCAUUUGCGCCCUUCAGGCUCUCAUGGAAGGCAUCCCAGUGCUGACCCUCGAGGACGUCUUAGCCGAGGCCGACAUCUUCGUCACCACCACCGGUAACAAGGACAUCAUCAUGGUCGACCACAUGAGGAAGAUGAAGAACAACGCCAUUGUCUGCAACAUCGGCCACUUCGACAAUGAGAUCGACAUGCACGGCCUAGAGAUCCUCCCAGGUGUGAAGAGGAUCACAAUCAAGCCCCAGACGGAUAGGUGGGUCUUCCCCGACACCAACAGUGGCGUAAUUGUAUUGGCCGAGGGUCGGCUCAUGAACCUGGGAUGCGCCACAGGGCAUCCCAGCUUCGUGAUGUCUUGCUCGUUCACAAACCAGGUGAUCGCCCAGCUUGAGCUGUGGAAGGAGAAGGGAACCGGCAAGUACGAAAAGAAGGUCUACGUGCUGCCCAAGCAUCUCGACGAGAAGGUCGCUGCUCUUCACCUUGGCAAGCUCGGGGCCAAGCUUACCAAGCUUACUUCCGAACAGGCUGCAUACAUUAGUGUCCCCGUUGAAGGUCCAUACAAGCCUGCGCACUACAGGUACUGAAAGAAGGAGAGAACAAAGAAGUGUUGAGGCCAUGGUUGUUGUUUGUUUUUGGUUGUCUUCAAUUUGGGUUGUAGUUUUAAUGAUUUUUUAACAGUAGUUGGGGAGUAGGUAAGGAGAGGAGAGAAUUGGUCUCUGCUGUUUGAUCAUGACAAAAAAGACCGUGGGUUUUGAAUAAGGUUUGAGGAGGGUGGGGAUUGCUUUACAUUACAUGUUAUAAACAAGGUAUGUAGUUUCAAACUGCGUCUCAUUGUCCUCUUAUUUACAAAGAAGAUCUGCCAACACUUGUUUCGGAUUACUUGAAUGGAAAAAGGAAAUAAAGAAGCACAUUCAAUUCUUCA
Messenger RNA from Nelumbo nucifera (sacred lotus), 1899 nucleotides. Its product is annotated as adenosylhomocysteinase. The record is from RefSeq and is a predicted model, not a curated record. Lineage: Eukaryota; Viridiplantae; Streptophyta; Magnoliopsida; Proteales; Nelumbonaceae. Gene Ontology annotation, molecular function: adenosylhomocysteinase activity. Gene Ontology annotation, cellular component: cytosol. Gene Ontology annotation, biological process: L-methionine cycle.